Enterospora canceri is the source of this 804-nucleotide messenger RNA. The record is from the annotation of a GenBank genome assembly. NCBI's taxonomy places the organism in Eukaryota, Fungi, Microsporidia, Enterocytozoonidae.
AUGGAACUAACUAGGAAGAAUAGACUGAUAAAAGCAAUCAUAUUGGGUGCAUUCACAGUAUUGAUGCUUACUUUGACUAUCGUAGUAACAGUAUUACUGGUACGAAAACACCUAAAGAACAAAAAUAACCCAAAGAAUGAAACAGUAGUACAAAAAUCAGAUAAGAAGACGGAGACAGUAAAACCUGACAAGUCUGUCAAUCUCAAACACUAUAGCAACUUUAUUGUUAUUGCAAAGAAGAUUGAAGAACUAUACAAGACUUCUGAUGAUGCGGCAGUAACACGAUAUCUGGAAUCCUUUGGUUUUACACGUUCUUACAUUGUUUCUAUGACAUUGUUGUUUACGAGAGAUGAUGUGUUUCUCAAAAUCAGCCACCCAAUAACAAAAGUUAUUAACAGGGUGGAUUGUGAGACAAUUAAGAACUUGAAGCAUCCUAACAUAAUUGAGACGUAUCAAUACUACAAAUUCACUGCAAAUAACUCAGUUACAAAGACUCAGUAUCCUGUUGAAAUUACACUGAGUGAGAAACUGAAUCAAUUCACUUGGAAGGGUGGUGAUCAUGCCCACAUAAAAAUGGUUAUGAAGGAUGUGUUAGAGGGAUUGGCAUAUUUACAAACUAAGAGAAUUAUUCAUAAUGGGAUUUUGCCAGUGAACCUGAUGCAGAAAUGGAAUGGUGCACGAAAUGCAAUCAAAAUCAUUGACUUUGUUGUAUCCGUAAUAUUACCUGAAGGUGAAACAAUAAUUCGCCUAUGGAAAACUAGGCCAUCGUGGUGGGCCGCUCCUGAAUUAGUGAUUAAUAAAUAG